Prunus mume (Japanese apricot) is the source of this 316-nucleotide messenger RNA. Lineage: Eukaryota; Viridiplantae; Streptophyta; Magnoliopsida; Rosales; Rosaceae. The record is from RefSeq and is a predicted model, not a curated record.
UCGAAGCCAGCAAGUUGUGAAUGGUGGAAAUCUUAAGCAUCAGUAAUUUCAUGCGCUCCCUUUUACAAUCAAGGGCGAGCGCUUUUCUCCCGAUCUCUGCUGCGUCUGCUUUCGCUUUCGGCUCCUGCAAGGAAGGCUGGUACUACCGCUGCCUCGGCGUCGACCCCUGAACCCCCUUCGUCUCAUAUAUCUCUAUAUUUCCUCUUUCUCAUCAAUUUUUUGAUUAUCGCACCCGGAUUUUCAUUAAUCGCCGUCCGUCGGUUUUUUGAUUAUUUGAUUGAAAUCAAUAACUUGUUGGGAAAGAGGGACUGGGAAA